Molecule: messenger RNA, 3395 nt
Organism: Silurus meridionalis
Lineage: Eukaryota; Metazoa; Chordata; Actinopteri; Siluriformes; Siluridae
Product: golgin subfamily A member 6-like protein 7
Exons: 51
Coding region: 339-2315 (658 amino acids)
Source: RefSeq, a predicted model, not a curated record
UAUUAGACCAAGCAGCAAAGCACAAGACUAUGCAACACCAGUCAACUCUCCCAGUCUCUAAAGGAUCAUCCAUGGAGCCACCCUGUGUGAUGAUCCUCACUGUCUGCUGUUUCAGUUCAUCCAAAUGGGCUUUCAUACAGUAACACUGUCGGAUUGAAGACUGAUAUCGAGCAGCCCAUCCCUUUUCUACACAUCACUGCAGUGAUGAGGAACUGCGGCAGCAGUGAUGAAGCUCGAAAAAGGGCGUGUUUGGUUUCACAUUUAAAGUAACGGGGCUUUGAAACGAAACGGAUUUAUUACGCGUCUUUUACUGAGUAAAUCUACACCUUAAAGCGAAGAUGUAUUUGUGUGUGACUCUGCCGAUGCUCUUCAUCUUUAUGGAGUCUCAUGCAGAGCUAUUACAGGUGGUUGGUCCCGAAAAACCUAUUAUAGCUGUAGCUGGUGAAGACCUGGUUCUGCCUUGUAAUAUAAAGCCCAGCAUUAGCGCUGUGGACAUGACAGUGGAGUGGUACAGACUAGAUGUGGCAGACAUGUUAGUGCAUCUUUAUAAGGAUCGUGAAGACAGAAAUGAAAAGCAGGCUCAGACGUACAGAGGAAGAACUUCAGUUUUCAAAGAGGAGCUUCAGAAAGGCAACGCUUCGCUCAAACUCUCAGCUCUCACACUGAGUGAUGAAGGAGAAUACAAGUGUCUUGUUGUUGACAAAUCCAGGUCUAAGGACAUCACGGUUCAUGUCGUUGUUGAGGUUCAGGGCAGCAAGCCGGUGAUUACAAUGGAGAGUUAUGAUAACUCAGGAGGGAUUAAUCUAGUUUGUGGAUCCAGAGGCUGGAAACCUGAACCCAAGGUUCUGUGGAUGGACAGAAAUGGAGUCACUCUGCCUGCUGAAGACACACAGAUACAUAGAGACACUGAGCUCUUCAGUGUGAAACGUCGCAUCACUGUUCAUGUUCAUGAUAAAAGUGACUCCAACAGAUUUUACUGCAGACUUCAGCAAAAUCAUCACAUGAAGGAGACAGAGGUUAUCAUUAACAGUCCAUUCUUUGCUGCUGGGAAAUGGAUUGUUGGCAUUUCAGUUUUAGCAUGUCUUAUUGCUGUUGGAUUGAUAUUUAUCUCAGUUCUAUGUUACAAGAAAGACCAACAGAAAAGGACAAAGGAAAAAGAGAUUAAUGAGCUGAAAAACAAUGCAGAGGUGCAGAAAAAAACAAUUGAAGAGCAGGAGAAGCAGAAGAACAAUGAUGACAAUACGAUAAAGAAACUGGAAGAAGAGAUUAAAAAGCUGAACAACAAUGCAGAGGUGCAGAAAAAGAGAAUUGAAGAGCAGGAGAAACAGAAGAACAAUGAUGACCAAAAGAUAAAGGAACUGGAAGAAGAGAAACAAAAACUGCAAAAAAACUCAGACCAACAGAUACAGGACCUGAAAAAAGAGAUUAAAGUGCUGAAAAAUGAAACAGAGGUGCAGAAAAAGAGGAUUGAAGAGCAGGAGAAACAGAAGAACAAUGAUGACCAAAAGAUAAAGGAACUGGAAGAAGCGAAUCAAAAACUGCAAAACUCUUCAGACCAACAGAUACAGGACCUGAAAAAAGAGAUUAAAGUGCUGAAAAAUGAAACAGAGGUGCAGGAAAAGAGGAUUGAAGAGCAGCAGAAGCAGAAGAUCAAUGAUGACAAUAAGAUAAAGAAACUGGAAGAAGAGAUUAAAAAGCUGAACAACAAUGCAGAGGUGCAGAAAAAGACGAUUGAAGAGCAGCAGAAUCAGAAGAUGAAAGAUGACCAACAAAUAAAGAAACUGGAAGAAGAGAUUAAAGAGCUGAAACAAAGUCCAGAUGAGAAGCAAAAGAGGAUUGAAGAGAUUAAAAAGCUGAAAAACAAUGCAGACCAGCAGAUACAGGCGAUGGGAAAAGAGAUUAAAGAACUGAAAGAAAAUGCAGAGGUGCAGAAAAAGACGAUUGAAGAGCAGCAGAAUCAGAAGAUGAAAGAUGACCAACAAAUAAAGAAACUGGAAGAAGAGAUUAAAGAGCUGAAACAAAGUCCAGAUGAGAAGCAAAAGAGGAUUGAAGAGAUUAAAAAGCUGAAAAACAAUGCAGACCAGCAGAUACAGGCGAUGGGAAAAGAGAUUAAAGAACUGAAAGAAAAUGCAGACCAACAGAAAAGGACAAAGGAAAAAGAGAUUAAUGAGCUGAAAAACAAUGCAGAGGUGCAGAAAAAGAGAAUUGAAGAGCAGGAGAAACAGAAGAACAAUGAUGACCAAAAGAUAAAGAAACUGGAAGAAGAGAAUCAAAAACUGCAAAACUCUUCAGCACAGCGAUGGUAUAAGGAAUAAGUUGCAGAUGUGACUCUGGAUCCUGAUGCAUCUCAUCAUGAACUCAACUUAUCUGCUGCUAGAAAAUAACUGGAACACAAAAGUGAUAGAAGCCAGAGAAGGUGAUGGUCUUUGUGGUUUAUGAGGAGGGUCUGGUCUCUUUUUAUUGUUUAUCUACUCUUUCACUGCUCAUAAUUUUACAGAGAAACUCUAUCCUUACACCCAUUCAGUUCUAGGUACAAAGAAGAUAAGAAUACAGAGUCAAUGAUCCUCACUGCCAAUAUCAUUAUAUCUGCCAAUAAUCAUCACUUAGUAAAAUACAGUCACACACAGAUUUUAAAAGGUUAUUGCAACAGAUUGUGUAUUUCCAUAAUUGUAUAAAGACAAAAUGUUACUCCAGUUACUGUAUUAUUUACACUUUAUAUGCUGUUAAACUGAUUUUUGUCUAAAACAUUGUAAGAAAGUAAACGCUAUAUGAAGCUUAGUCAGGUGCACCAGUGACAUUUGUUUCUUAGAAAGGGUAACUUGCCAGCUCCUUCGCUUAAAUUGAAUGAUUUGAUUUCUUAUUGAGCAUAAACAACAUAUUCUCCACCCCUAAAAUCACCACUUGAGGCUCUAAAUGUGAUGGAAUUUAGGGAAGUAUAACUUAAGCAAAAAAUAUUAUUAGUGUGUUUGUGUCUGUGUAUCUGUGUAUAUGUGUAUGUAUCUGUAAUCUGCAGAAACUGAUGAAGGUUGCAACCCAGGAUUUGGGGAAAAUUACCCAGAUUAUGUCUGUCUUGCAAUAGACUAUCCACAAUAUAGAGAAAGUAGUGAUUUAUUGCAGUAGUUAAAACUUUGACUAGUUUAAUAUUUCCAGUUUUCCACUGGAAUAUAUGGAAUGUUUCAUUAAAGGUUUUCUGUACUCAUUUAAGUUUUUUGGUUACAUAAUCUGCAAAGGAGAUAUAAGCAUGAACAUAAAAUUCUUCUGACAAGUACUUAAUGUCUCUGGAUUCCCCAUGACCCUGACAAGGAUAAAGCACAUUAUGGAGAUGCAUGAAUAAAAUAAAGGAUGAAUGAAGGAAAUGCCUCACUUCCCUAUUUCCUCUCAUAACACUCUCAUUC